GUCGGCGAACUCUAUCGGCCCAAGGUCGCCGCAUCGCAUCCGAGACCCUCCAUAAGGUAUUUUGGCCAAGCCCAGCCCUAAGUUGGGAGCCCGUCCCCUCCUGCUCACCUCUGUCCAUGCGAUCGUUUGCAAACUGGCCCGUCUUGGAUACCAUCGUGACAAAUCAGCAUGUCUUCUGUUGUGGACGACUGUGUCGAUCCCGUCAACCCUUCUCCACCCCCCAACAAUGACAAUGGCAUUCAAGCUCGCGACGACCCGGAACGUGGCGAUCCCUCUCGCCAUCUCCGGCCACCGCUGGCACCCUUCGUUGAUGUUCCCAAUGACUUCACUCUUGGCAUCCGUCGUAGACCUACGCUACCCGUUUCUUCUCAAAUCCCGACUCCCCAAGGCUCAGAGGACGAGGAUGGCGGCAUCAGGGUCAGGCGUAGGAGAUCCCAGACGUCCGAGUCGACCGAUUCGUCGCUCUCCAACGAUUCCAAUGAUUCAGAGGACAAGCCCUUUUCCGAUGGAGCGCUUGAAGUUAUGGCGAAGCUCGACACCCUCGUGGGCCUUGACGACGUCAAGAGCCACUUCAGAGAGCUCGGGCUGUACAUACACAACAGCCAGGUGCUUGGAGUGGAACCUGGCGACGAGCGCUUUCACGCCUUGUUCCAGGGGAACCCGGGGACAGGAAAAACCACAGUCGCGAAGCUGUAUGCUCAGUUUCUCGAGUCGAUGGGCGUCUUGGAGUCGGAGGAUGUGGUGGAGACCUCGGGUGUCAAGCUUGCAUCCAAUGGACCCAAGGCUAUCAUGGACAUCUUCGAGCAAGGAGAUGGUGGCGUGUUGUUCGUGGACGAGGCCUACCAGCUUGUUGCAUCUCACUCAAGUCUUGCUGGCAAACAAGUCCUUGAUGUCAUCCUCGGCGAGAUGGAUAGCAAUCCCCCAAGAUGGGUCGUCAUCUUUGCUGGCUACAAGGAGGAAUUCGACCCCUUCUUUGCCCACAACGACGGCCUCAGCAGCCGCAUCCCUCAGGUUCUGACCUUUGAAGACUUUUCCAAUGCUCAGCUCCACUCCAUCCUUCUGAGUUUCUUUCAAAAACGCUUCUCUCGACACAGCUUCGAAAUUGAGGGCGGGCCGGAUGGUCCGUUUGUCGGUGCAGUUGUCCGUCGUAUAUCCCAAGGUCGCGGGAGGCGCAGGUUUGGAAAUGCGCGAACCGUUCGGAACUACUUCCAGAGAAUUUGCCAGCGUCAAGCCCGUCGACUUGGUCAACUCGACAAGCCAACAAUGAAGGAUCGUUUGUUCUUCACCAAGGAAGACCUGCUUGGACCGAAACCGCUGGAUGUGAAAGCCACAAGCAAGACAUGGGCCAAACUGAAUUCGCUUAUUGGGUUGCACGAGGUCAAGAAGUCGGUCGACAUCAUGUUCAAGAUUGUGGACACCAACUACCAACGAGAACUCAAGGGCAAGCGACCCCACACUCACUCACUCAACCGCGUCUUUGUGGGCUCGCCGGGGACAGGAAAGACAACGGUUGCAAAGCUCUACGGCAAAAUCCUUGCCGAGCUUGGAUUUUUGAGCCAAGGAGACGUGGUCAUCAAAACUCCGGCAGACUUCAUCGGUGAUGCUGUCGGCAGGUCGGAAUCAAACACGCGGGCCAUCCUCGCGUCGACUUUAGGCAAGGUCCUGAUCAUUGACGAAGCCUACAUGCUUGACCCCGGCGAUGCCACGGCAACUCGAGACUCCUUCAAAACCGCUGUGCUCGAUAGCAUUGUUGCAGAGGUACAAGGCAAUCCUGGCGACGACAGGUGCGUUCUCUUGCUCGGAUACGAGGACAGGAUGGAGUCGCUCUUUCAGAAUGGCAACCCUGGGCUGUCAGGCCGCUUCAUGGCUGACAUGCCAUUCCGAUUCGCCGAUUUCUCGGCGGAGGAACUGGGCGAGAUUCUCAAACUCGAUCUCAGGACCCGCCACAUCGACUAUGAGCCGGCUGCCCUGGUUGCUGCGAUUGACCUACUGUCUCGAUACAAGUACAACCGGAACUUCAGCAACGCAAGAGAGGUCAAGCUCUUGGUAUCCGAAGCAGUUCUGCGAAACCAGGAGCGACACAUGACAAGUCAAAAUCAUGACGAAGACUUUGAAGCUUGCCUUGAACCCCAGGACUUUGACCCGUGGUUGCGGCCACAGACGGUAUCAACAGGCAACGUGGUCAACUGCAGAGCUGAUCUGACAGGUCAGAUAUCGGACUCGGUCAUUGAGCAGUUGGAGAGGUACCUCCCGACCUCUUUGAACCGCGACUUGAACCGCCAUGUGCCGCGAACCUUCGUAUUGAAGGGGCCACCGGGCACCGGGAAGACAACGCUCGCCAAGUACAUGGGGAAGUUAUUCCGUGACAUUGGCCUCCUUCCAACCCACCAGUCUGUCGUCUGCUCGGCAAUCAACUUCAUCGGGCAACACGUGGGACAGACUACGCCCAAGACUCGAAUGCAGCUCGAGAAGGGCUUCGGCAAGGUCCUCAUUAUCCGCGAUAUCCACCGACUUGCGAAAGGUGGCUACUCGAGCGAAGCUCUCGACGAACUCACCUCGUUUGUGCGCACCUUCUCUGGGAGAAUGGCGAUCGUUCUCACAGGGCCCUCGGAGCCAGUCGACGAGCUGUUGGCCGAGAGACAUGAACUUGGGACCAUGUUUCCAGAUCGCAUCACCUUCCAAGACCUCUCACCUCGGGACUGCCUGAAUCUGCUGGACAGGCUAAUUCACGAUCUCGAACCCACCGCAGAAACGCCCUUUUUCACAUCGCAGGCUACCGCGGAAAUGUUUCAACAGGCAAUGUCGAUUCUUACCAUGUUUGAGGGCUGGGGGAAUGCCUCGCUUGUUGCGGUGAUCAAGACUCGCAUGAUCCAAAAGGGGGACACUGAGCAAUUCUUGGCGCGUACACGAGAUCCGGGGGUCAAGCACCGCUGGAAGCUCACGGAAGGGACGGCCAUGUCAUGUAUCAGGGCUCUGUUCCACGAGAUCCGCAACACGGGUGCUGCGGUGAGGAAGGUUGUCUCUGAGCCUGCCAGCAAUACCGGCGAAACCCAAGAAACUCCCGAGCCCCAGUCGGGUACCGACGUCACCCAACCGACACAAACGACGAUCGAGGCGACUUCGGCACCCAAGCGGGUGGUGCAGGCGACUCAUCAGGUUGAGAUUGUAGUCAAAGAUAAUUCGAAGCCCAUAGGGGAUCAGGGGCCUGGGGAAAAGGAGUCCAAGCUGCGGGACAAGACGGCAGCCAACGCAGCGACAUCAACUUCAAAGGCCUCAAAGUUGACGGAAGAGCAAAUCAAACAACGAGACAAGAAUCAAAAAGACUCUGAGAGAGAGAAGCAAGCCGUGCAGGAAGCUAUUAAGCGGAUGGGUAAAUGCGAGCAAGGGUACGACUGGGACAGGGUUCCUGGUGGCUACAAAUGCCAGGGGGGCACUCAUUUUGUGUCUGAUGCCGAUGUGGCAGAUGCUAUUCGAUGAAGACAGAUUCGGAUUUAUUAGAUUUGAGUAAUUAAGUUGGCGUGCC
Molecule: messenger RNA, 3523 nt
Organism: Phialemonium atrogriseum
Lineage: Eukaryota; Fungi; Ascomycota; Sordariomycetes; Cephalothecales; Cephalothecaceae
Product: P-loop containing nucleoside triphosphate hydrolase protein
Exons: 3
Coding region: 169-3477 (1102 amino acids)
Molecular function (GO): ATP binding; ATP hydrolysis activity
Source: RefSeq, a predicted model, not a curated record